CGGAUACAUGGAUAUAUUUCAUAAUGUCAAUAUAAUGCACGUAGAGUUCACUGCAAUUGAUCAUAGCACCUAUAACAAUCUACUCUCCCUUUGAAGAUUGAUCUUAAAGCAAACAAAGAUGGCCCAAAAGGUGGAAGCACAAGGAGGGAAAGGAGGUAUUCAAUGGGACGAUGGAUCCGAACACGAUGCCGUAACCAAGAUUCAGGUCGGAGCAGGUGGAAUCGGCAUUCAAUACAUCAAGUUUGAUUACGUGAAGAACGGACAAUCCGAAGAAGCCCCUCUUCGGGGAGUCAAAGGCCGUAGUAUCGCAGCUGAUCCGUUUGUUAUUAACCAUCCAGAGGAGCAUCUAGUUUCUGUAGAAGGUUGGUUUAACCCUGAUGGUCUCAUUCAAGGGCUUAAGUUCAUAUCCAACAAGAAAACUUCUGAUGUCAUUGGAUACGACGACGGUACUCAUUUCACUCUCCAAGUUCAAGACAAGAAGAUCAUUGGCUUUCAUGGGUCUGCCGGAGACUAUGUCAACUCUCUUGGAGCUUACUUUGCUCCGUUGACUUCAACCCCGUUGACCCAUGCCAAGAAGCUGCCGGCACUUGGCGCUGAUGUAGGAACUGCAUGGGAUGAUGGUGCUUACGAUGGUGUUAAGAAGGUGUACGUAGGACAGGCCCAAGAUGGUAUAUCAGUCGUUAAGUUUGUGUAUGACAAAGGCGCUGAGGACAUCGUCGGAGCUGAACAUGGAACGAGUACUCUACUCGGAUUCGAAGAGUUCGAACUUGACUAUCCAAGUGAGUACAUCACGGCUGUCCAAGGCACCUACGAUAAAAUCUUUGGGAGUGAUGCCACGGUCAUAAAUAUGCUUAGGUUCAAGACUAAUAAGCAAACAUCUACUCCCUUUGGACUUGAAGCUGGCACAGCCUUUGAGCUCAAAGAGGAAGGCCACAAGAUCGUUGGAUUCCAUGGAAAAGUCAGUGACCUGCUUCAUCAGCUUGGAGUCUAUGUCCUGCCAGUCACCAACUGAUCAUAUGACAUCUUUCUCUUUGAUUCCAUGCAUCUAAAAUAAGCUAUUAUAUCUAUCCUUUAAAUUUGUUAUUUGAAAUCUCCUUGUGCCUCUUGUGACCUUUGAAUAAGUGUUUUAAGUAACGUUUCUUGUGAUGUUUGUUUCUUUGAUGUCUUUGUAAUCCAUUUCAAUAAAGGAAGUUUGUUUCAUCUCGGUUAAAAAAUCCCCCCCCUCUCAAUUUGGUUAUAUAAUUAUUGAUAGUAGUUUGACUUGUUCAAAAAAGUAUAUAGUAUAUAUUACUGUAUUACAUAUUGAGUCGGCAAAAUAAAGCUAUCAUAAGAAUAUCUUUUAGUCUUUUUGGUAAAACAUUAUAAUAUGUCUCGUGGAUCACGUAACUAUAUAUUAUAUUAUCUCCACUUGUACUAAUUAAUUGCGUAUAUGCGGAUCAGCGAGUUCCAAGAGAUCAAUAAAUUCACAUCAGAUGGAUCAUAGUCUACUCUAGCUUUGAAGGUCCGUUACCUUUUCCUCUCCAUCUCUUAUGACAAUUAUAAUCAUGUUAAAUUUGGUUAGUUGUUGAAACUAACUUUUGUUAAAGGUAAGUUCUUAAGAUUAGUAUAAAGCAAGAAAAAAGAUGGCUCAAAAGGUGGAGGCGCAAGGAGGGAAAGGAGGUAACCAAUGGGACGAUGGAUCCGAACACGAUGCCGUGAUCAAGAUUCAGGUGGGAGCUGGUGGAAUCGGCAUUUAGUACGUUAAGUUUGACUAUGUCAAGAACGGACAAACAGAAGAAGCCCCUCUUCGCGGUAUCAAAGGCCGUAGUAUCGCAGCUGAUCCGUUUGUGAUUAGCCAUCCUGAGGAGCAUCUAGUUUCUGUAGAAGGUUGGUAUAACCCUGAAGGUCUUCUUCAAGGGCUUAAGUUCAAAUCCAACAAGAAGACUUCUGAUCUUAUUGGAUACGAUGAUGGUACUCAUUUCACUCUCCAAGUUCAAGACAAGAAGAUCGUUGGCUUUCAUGGGUUUGCCGGAGACUAUGUCCAUUCUCUUGGAGCUUACUUUUCCCCGUUGACUAGUUCUACCACGUUGACUCCUGCCAAGAAGCUACCGGCACUUGGUAGUGAUGAAGGAACUGCAUGGGAGUGUGGGACGAUGGUGCUUACCAUGGUGUUAAAAAGGUGUUUGUAGGUCAAGGUCAUGAUGGUGUAUCAGCGGUUAAGUUUGAGUAUGUCAAUGGUUCUCAAGUGGUUAUUGGGCAUGAACGUGGAAAGCCGACUCUACUCGGAUUCGAAGAGUUCGAACUUGACUAUCCAAAUGAAUACAUAACGGCGGUUGAUGGCACAGUUGAUAAAAUCUAUGGGAGUGACUCUGCGGUCAUUACCAUGCUUAGGUUUACGACUAAUAAGCGAACAUCUAAUCCAUUUGGACUUGAAGCUGGCGCAGCUUUCCAACUCAAAGAGGAAGGCCACAAGAUCGUUGGGUUUCAUGGAAAAGCCAACGAGCUGCUUCAUCAAAUUGGAGCCCAUCUCCUAUUAGACACAAGCCCACAAGCCCAAUAUUGAGUCAAUAUCAAGCCCAUAUGUUUAGGGUUUCUAGCAAGUGUUUUUCAUAUAAAUAUCAAAGCUAUGUAAUAGAGAAACUCAACCUUGAGAGUUGCCUUUCAAGCAGCUCUCUUCCUCUUAUAUUUGAUCAUAUAAACCGUUAUCUUUCGACUCUUGGUGACAACGUUAACUUCAUCUUCUCUCUUUACCUUCUUGUUAAAUAAUAUUUCAUUUCUAGUUUAAUAAGCUCAUUUGAGCAUCAAUCUAUUUAGUUUCAAAUCUCAUCAUCUCCUCCCCAUCACCAACUGAUUAUGGCAUAUUUCUCUUUGAUUCCAUCUUAUAAAUUACAAUAUCUAUCUUUAUAUAUAUAUAUAUAUAUCUUCUAAAUGUGUCAUCGGAAGUUUCUUUAUGUUUAUGUAUCUGGUGGCCUUUAAAUAAGUUGUUUUUACUUUUCA
Brassica napus (rape) is the source of this 2976-nucleotide messenger RNA. RefSeq names its product PYK10-binding protein 2-like. The coding region runs from base 119 to 1012 and encodes 297 amino acids. Gene Ontology annotation, molecular function: carbohydrate binding. The transcript has 6 exons. NCBI's taxonomy places the organism in Eukaryota, Viridiplantae, Streptophyta, Magnoliopsida, Brassicales, Brassicaceae. The record is from RefSeq and is a predicted model, not a curated record.